This is a messenger RNA of Coregonus clupeaformis (lake whitefish), 1418 nucleotides long. RefSeq names its product mitochondrial fission 1 protein. The record is from RefSeq and is a predicted model, not a curated record. Gene Ontology annotation, cellular component: mitochondrial outer membrane; peroxisomal membrane. The coding region runs from base 24 to 491 and encodes 155 amino acids. The transcript is spliced from 5 exons. Gene Ontology annotation, biological process: peroxisome fission; autophagy of mitochondrion; mitochondrial fragmentation involved in apoptotic process. Gene Ontology annotation, molecular function: protein binding. NCBI's taxonomy places the organism in Eukaryota, Metazoa, Chordata, Actinopteri, Salmoniformes, Salmonidae.
UCCAGUCAGUUACUUCUGGAAACAUGGAGGCUGUUGUGAGCGAUUUGGUAUCUCCCGAAGACCUUUUGAAAUUUGAGAAGAAGUACAAUGCUGAGAUGGUGAAGGGGGGCGUGUCAAAGGAGACCAAGUUUGAAUAUGCAUGGUGUCUGAUCCGGAGCAAGUAUUCCGACGACAUUAAGAAAGGAAUUGUUUUGUUGGAAGAGCUGGUUAACAAGGGAUCAAAGGACGAUGCCAGAGACUUCCUGUUCUACCUAGCUGUGGCCAACUACAGACUGAAGGAUUAUGAGAAAGCUCUAAAGUAUAUCCGCACUCUCCUGAAGAAUGAACCGGGCAACAACCAGGCCUUGGAGCUGGAGAAGCUCAUAGAUAAGGCUCUAAAAAAAGAUGGCUUUGUUGGCAUGGCAAUCGUCGGAGGAAUCUGCCUGGGUGUGGCAGGAUUAGCAGGCCUCAUUGGAUUGGCUGUGUCCAAGGGUCAUGGUCCAAGGUCCUAAUAUGGAGUGGGGAGGGCCUUAGCUUUGCUAACACAUCUCAAAGAAAGACUGACAUGCCCUCCUUAAACUUCUCCCCCAUAACAAAUUCAAAAUGGCUGCCGUUUCCCAAGAUGAGAAGACCACCCGUGGCUCUCCCAAAACAUUUCACUCAUAUUGUCCAUGGAAUAAUGUUUGGGGAUUGGUUUCUGAAAAUAGCCUUACAUUUACUUAAAUUGUCUUCAUAUUUUAACAGGUGUUUUUGAUUCCAGUGAAUUUGACAUGUAUAUUCAUACAGGGGUUUAACGUGGCACUUUGUCUUCCAUAUUAUACAUUGUAAAUAAGUGUGAUGGAACAUGUUACUGAAUGGCAUCUCUUGACUUACUGACCUCAGUAUGUUAGCAUGCAUCCUGAGCAUCCACUUUGAGUUAGCAUCUAAGCAUGCAGUGGACUGUAAUUAAUUUAUUUAUAAAAGUGCAAUGUUACUUCAAUUAUUGUUGUUGUCGUCAUUAAUUUAGACAGAGGAAGCAUUGGUGUUUAGGGAAGUGUCUUCUGUUUAGAGUUAGUAUUGCGGUAUAGGUUCAAAUCCAGUAACAGUGUGUCUGUAUUGUGUGGUGUAGUUGGUAAGAAUUAUGCAGCUGUGAUGUGGGUCACUCAUGUUGUCCACAGGGUGCGUCAUAUCUUAGGGAUAGGGUUAAGAUGAAUACCCAGACAGUGCAAGAGAGUAAAACAGCCCUUAGGAAAAGUUUUUAAUUGGUCUUUAAUUGGCAGUGUAGAUGCAAGAAAACAUGUAAAAAUAACAUUAUUUAUCCAUAAUAUAAACCCAUUUACUCAAGUUAUCUUAAUGGCAUGAUACUAACAGAUUUUGUGUUAUGAAUCAAAAUACCAAGACGUUUCAGCUAUUUAAUUUUUUUCUACAGUUUUGAUUGUAAAUAAAAAUGUUUCAAUUGA